AUGCCGAAUCCGCUCGCGUUCGUCGGCGGGGGCGUGGCGCUGACGGCGGCGGCCCGAGCGGCGGACAAGGCGAACGGUGGUGGCGGACCAUUCCGGCGGCUGGGCGAGGGCCGCGGCGCGGCGUUGCGGGAGGCGUGGCCGGUGGAGGCGCUGCACACCGUGCCCGCAGCAAGGCGGGCGGCGGCGGGCGACGCGGAGGAGCUGUUCGCGUACGCCCGUCCGCCCAAGAGCAAGGCGAAGCGCGAGGCGGGCGAGCGGCGCGCCUUGCAGCACCAGGAGUGGGCUGACGUGCCCAAAGAGAAGAGGCAGAGGGCGGCGGAGGAGCGGGCGGCGGCGCAGGCGGCGCUGCUGGCGCCGCUCGCGGCGGCGGACACCACGGCGUCGCUGGGAGACUCGCGGAUGCGGAGGCCGAGCGCCAUCGUGGCGGCG
Messenger RNA from Emiliania huxleyi CCMP1516, 429 nucleotides. RefSeq lists its product as hypothetical. The annotation marks the transcript as partial. The record is from RefSeq and is a predicted model, not a curated record. NCBI's taxonomy places the organism in Eukaryota, Haptophyta, Isochrysidales, Noelaerhabdaceae. The transcript has a single exon.